GUGACGCCAUUGGCCUGCGACUGCGCGGGUCCCGAGUUUCCGCCGGCUGGCCCCACUUCGGUGUGAGUCUCGAGAGCUGCCCGUUGUCGCUGCUCCUUGUCGUCUGCGCCCUCUCACCUGGGAGCAAAGGGGAAAGCGGCGAGAUGACAGACCGCUACACCAUCCACAGUCAGCUAGAGCAUCUGCAGUCCAAGUACAUCGGCACGGGCCACGCCGACACCACCAAGUGGGAGUGGCUGGUGAACCAGCAUCGCGACUCCUACUGCUCCUACAUGGGCCACUUCGACCUGCUCAACUACUUCGCCAUUGCCGAGAAUGAGAGCAAAGCGCGAGUCCGCUUCAACUUGAUGGAGAAGAUGCUGCAGCCUUGCGGCCCGCCAGCGGACAAGCCAGAGGAGAACUGAGACCCCGCCGUGUCACCGCUGUGUGGGAGCAUCUCUACCUGCGUUCCACCGGUUUGCCGUCAUUCCCGCGUGUUCCUGCCCCAAGUGGACCGGCUCUCCGUGACUUCUGCUUCUCAUGUUUUCCUUGUACAGAGGUGCUUACCGGGGCUUCCCGCCUGACCUGCCUUCCUGUGGACCUUGUUUUCUGUGAAACAGCGUUGGGAGACCGUCACGACCCCUGAGAACUGUGACCGGACCAUGGAGAGAUCCUAAGGCCGGCAAACGUUAGAGGAGAUGGAACUGUAGUGAGACGGAUGUAGAGGCUCCAUUUUGGCUAGUUGGUUGUCGUUGUUGCUUUUUCCAUAAAGUUUAGAAAUGUUUCA
Molecule: messenger RNA, 766 nt
Organism: Camelus dromedarius (Arabian camel)
Lineage: Eukaryota; Metazoa; Chordata; Mammalia; Artiodactyla; Camelidae
Gene: SF3B5
Product: splicing factor 3b subunit 5
Exons: 1
Coding region: 144-404 (86 amino acids)
Biological process (GO): mRNA splicing, via spliceosome
Cellular component (GO): precatalytic spliceosome; U2 snRNP
Source: RefSeq, a predicted model, not a curated record